Messenger RNA from Protomyces lactucae-debilis, 1058 nucleotides. RefSeq lists its product as uncharacterized. NCBI's taxonomy places the organism in Eukaryota, Fungi, Ascomycota, Taphrinomycetes, Taphrinales, Protomycetaceae. The record is from RefSeq and is a predicted model, not a curated record. The transcript has a single exon. The coding region runs from base 33 to 1058 and encodes 341 amino acids.
GCCAGAUCGUCGUAGAGGACAUUAAGGAUGCGAUGGUGCGGAGAUUGGAAAAGUUAGAAGAAGAUGCUACCAGGCUUUCUAAGAAGGACCUUGCCGAUACUGGCACACAGACGAGUUUUGAUGCCAAUCGCCUGACUUUUGCUGGCUCUUCCUAUACACCCAUCUCUCAACCAUACGCAGACCAGGCUUUUGCCAAGAGAGAUCGCAAGACUGCCGAUCGUCUGCGAGUUGCAAAAGCUAGAGAACAUACGUCAAGUUACAAGGCGAAGAAGGCACACGAAAAGUCAAAGGAAUAUCUGUCACUCGAAGAGAAAUACCGUCCAGCUCCUUCAUCUCUGGAAGGACUGCAGUCGCUUGCUGAAGAACGCAUAGAUGAGGCACGACGGAAUGGAGCAUUCAAAAAUCUCGAUGGAAAAGGUAAACGCCUCGACUUGGCAGAGGCAAAAAGCACAAUCGAUCGAACAGAGUACUUCCUCAACAAGAUUAUCAAAAAGCAAGGCGCCCUGCCACCUUUUGUCGAUGCGCAAGUCAAUGUCGACCGCUCAAUCGCUGCCUUCCGCUAUUCACUUCAGUCUCUUUGGAUCGAAACGUGUUGUAAGCUGAUUGCUCUAUCCGGCGGCACACUGGAAGCACAGAGAAGAAGAGCUGAAGAGUACGCAGAAGCAGAACGUACCGGGCGAGAUCGACUGAGAGAUGCAAAUUUCGUCAAACGCGAAACGCCCUUCAUGAUUGCUCAGGUCAAUGCACUCAACGCGCAAAUUCGGGGCUACAAUGUCAUUGCGCCAUUCAAUUCUCGUCGUGGCUAUCUUUCCUUGCAGGCCGAGCUGGAUCAAUGCUAUCGCAACGCAGCGCCAAUCAUACCAAGAUCGCUGGUUGAAAGGGCCAACGCGCCAAAGUUCAAGGACUCGGCAGCCUACAAGGCCAAGUACACACAUACACCAUUGCUUGAUCAUCUUUUCGGCAAGCAGAAGUCCCAAUUCUACGAGCGCAACGAUGGCGUUUACGGUUUUUACGAUUGGAUACGCGACAAUUUUGGCAAAGGAAGAGUACACAACUGA